Molecule: messenger RNA, 2214 nt
Organism: Lichtheimia ornata
Lineage: Eukaryota; Fungi; Mucoromycota; Mucoromycetes; Mucorales; Lichtheimiaceae
Exons: 7
Coding region: 1-2214 (737 amino acids)
Cellular component (GO): spliceosomal complex; intracellular anatomical structure
Molecular function (GO): RNA helicase activity; RNA binding; ATP binding
Source: RefSeq, a predicted model, not a curated record
AUGGCUGACGAGAACCCUUAUUUGGCGCAUCUUCCAGCAUCGCAACGCAAGAUCCAGGGUGACAAUGAGUCCAAUGGUUUCCACGGCAUGAUCCCUCGCCAGACGACGGCUGAACAAGCUGAAAAGCUAGAGAACGGCAGCUUCAAUCCCUUCAACAAUAAGCCAUUCACUGCUCGCUACCAAAAAAUCCUUGAAGGACGACGCAAGCUUCCAGUGCAUGCGCAACGAUCCGAGUUCCUUGAAAUGGUCCAUAAGAAUCAGUUUGUGGUGCUUGUUGGUGAAACGGGAUCUGGUAAAACGACACAGAUUCCUCAGUUCCUUGCUUAUGAUGAACUUCCUCACCUCAAGGGCAAAAUGAUCGCUUGUACACAACCUCGUCGUGUUGCCGCCAUGUCAGUUGCUCAGCGUGUGGCGGAUGAGAUGGAUGUUCAAUUGGGUGAAGAAGUUGGUUACAGUAUUCGUUUCGAGGACAACACAAGCCGUAAGACAUUCCUCAAGUACAUGACCGAUGGUAUGCUCUUGCGUGAAGCCAUGUCGGAUCCCAAGCUUUCCCGCUAUUCGGCUGUUAUUCUUGAUGAAGCUCACGAACGUACACUUAACACGGAUAUUUUGAUGGGUCUUCUCAAGGAGGUUUGCCGUAAGCGUAAGGAUCUUCAAGUUGUUGUCAUGUCUGCCACACUUGAUGCUGGUAAAUUCCAAAAGUACUUUGACAAUGCGCCUUUAUUGUCUGUGCCUGGUCGUACUUUCCCUGUCGAGAUCUAUUAUACACCUGAACCAGAACGUGAUUAUUUGGAAGCUGCCAUCCGUACGGUGGUCCAAAUUCAUUUGAGUGAGCCUGAAGGUGACAUCCUCGUGUUUUUGACUGGUGAAGAGGAGAUCGAGCAAGCUUGCAGAAAGAUCAAGGCUGAAGUGGAUGAACAAAUUCGACAAGUUGGAUGUGGACCUUUGUUAGUCGUUCCUUUGUACUCGACAUUACCACCCGCUGCUCAACAACGUAUCUUUGCCAAGGCACCAGCAGCACGUGAACCAGGUGGUGCUCCUGGUCGUAAGGUCGUUGUAUCUACCAACAUUGCAGAGACAUCGCUUACUAUCGAUGGUAUCGUGUAUGUGAUCGAUCCUGGUUUCGCCAAGCAAAAGGUGUACAAUCCUCGUAUUCGUGUUGAGUCUUUGUUGGUAUCACCCAUUUCCAAAGCUAGCGCCCAACAGCGCGCAGGUCGUGCUGGUCGUACUCGUCCUGGCAAAUCCUUCCGUCUUUACACUGAAAGCGCUUUCAACAAGGAGCUCAUUGAACAGACCUAUCCUGAAAUUUUGCGAAGCAACUUGGGAUCAGUGGUAUUGCAGCUUAAAAAGUUGGGUAUUGAUGACUUGGUGCAUUUCGACUUUAUGGAUCCACCAGCUCCUGAAACUUUGAUGCGUGCACUUGAAUUGCUCAACUAUCUUGGUGCGUUGGAUGAUGAUGGUGAAUUGACGCCUACUGGUGAAUUGAUGUCAGCUUUCCCCUUGGAUCCUCAACUCUGCAAAAUGUUGAUUGAAAGCCCAAGCUUCCGCUGCUCUAAUGAAAUCUUAUCUAUUGCUGCUCUCUUAUCAGUGCCCCAAAUCUUUAUGCGUCCCAAUGAGGCUCGCAAGCUUGCCGAUGAAGCCAAGGCCAACUUUACUCAUGCUGAUGGCGAUCAUCUUACAUUGUUGAAUGCUUAUCAUGCUUACAAGUCCAAUGGUGAUGAUAGCCAAUGGUGCUGGGACAAUUUCUUGAAUCAACGCUCUCUCAAGUCAGCAGACAAUGUACGCAAGCAAUUGCAACGUACGAUGGAAACACAUGAUUUGGAUUUGGUAUCGACACCUUUCGAAGACAAAAACUACUUCCUCAAUAUUCGUAAAGCAAUGACAGCUGGCUUCUUCAUGCAAGUGGCACAUUUGGAGCGUACGGGCCAUUAUCUCACCGUCAAGGAUAAUCAAGUGGUUCAGCUUCAUCCAUCCUGCGGUCUGGAUCAUAAGCCUGAAUGGGUGUUGUAUCACGAAUUUGUCUUGACAACCCGCAAUUAUAUUCGUACCUGCACAGAAGUCAAGGCCGACUGGUUGUUGGAUAUCGCCCCACAAUACUAUGAUUUGUCAAACUUCCCACAAUCAUCAGCAAAACGUGUACUCGAGAAAUUGGUGGCUCGUCGUCGUCGUGCAGUUGAGGAAGAUCCUCGGAGCUCCAAGAAGCGCAAGAACUAG